AUGCCCCCUCCACCCAUGAAGGAAUUAGGACCCGUGCCCCCCCCCCCCACCUCAUGGUUCGACUGCCACGAAAUAGAUCUUCUCUACGAGGUUCACCCCACGGACUCGACGCCCGGCGUGAGGAAAGCCGACAGUGAUUCAGGAAUAGGAAAGAAGAACAACCGGAAUGCCAUCUCGCUGGCUCCCAAUUCACAGAUCCGAAUACCACACCGAUUGGUUCUCCCGGAACAAAUGCCCCGGCACUUCAUAUUCGUAUCCAGACUCAAAUCUGAGUCACCUCUCGGAGGCUAUCUGUUCGCCGUACUGGAUUCGUCCGACACGGUUGUGCAACUGGGCGUAUACAUGCACCCGGUGGAUGAUUUCAAACAGAAUAUCUCCGUCUACUAUUCCGAUACGCGGCGGAACAAACAGAUCGCCGAUUUCGUCACCGAUGAUUUCACCGGAUCCUGGAUUUGGUUGAGUUUGAAACUACACGGCGACGACAUGACACUGUAUAUCAAUUGUAAGGUCGUUUCCACUGUCCGUGUAACACGCAGCAACGAUCCUUUGAGCUUCGACAUGGUUUCAACGGUCUUCAUAGGACAGGGCGGGCCUGUCCUGAACGGCCAUUUCGUCGUGAGUACUCUAUUAAAAUAUCUCUGA
Molecule: messenger RNA, 642 nt
Organism: Galendromus occidentalis (western predatory mite)
Lineage: Eukaryota; Metazoa; Arthropoda; Arachnida; Mesostigmata; Phytoseiidae
Product: collagen alpha-1(XVIII) chain-like
Exons: 4
Coding region: 1-642 (213 amino acids)
Source: RefSeq, a predicted model, not a curated record